GUUUGUUAUUCGAUAUCAGACGGGCGGAUCGGGACGGGCGUUAAAGAAAGAGUUCUCCGAAAGCCGAUGUCAGCAAUUUCUCACCAGUGCACGGUGGGGACGACACGCCACGAAACAGAUUGUGAUUUACUUUCUAAACCAUUCCGGGUUUAUUGGUAAUUUCUUGCGGCAAUUGUGCUACACAAGAUCCACGAUGGUAGACGACGGAACACGCCGAACGCUCAGCAGCAUUCCAUUGCUCAAAACCAAAGCGGGGCCAAGGGAGAAGGAGCUUUGGGUGGAACGCCUCAAGGAAGAAUAUCAGAGUUUAAUUAAGUACGUGCAAAACAAUAAGUCCUCCGAUAUGGACUGGUUUCGACUUGAAUCGAACAAGGAGGGCACCAAAUGGUUCGGCAAAUGUUGGUACGUGCACAAUCUGCACAAGUACGAGUUUGAUGUAGAGUUCGACAUUCCGAUAACUUAUCCGACUACGGCACCGGAAAUAGCGCUACCCGAACUGGAUGGAAAGACAGCGAAGAUGUACCGCGGGGGAAAGAUUUGUCUCACUGACCACUUUAAGCCACUUUGGGCGAGAAAUGUUCCGAAAUUUGGAAUCGCACACGCCAUGGCGCUGGGGCUUUCCCCAUGGUUGGCAGUGGAAAUUCCGGAUCUAAUAGAAAAAGGCGUCAUCUCGUAUAAGGAAAAGGGCGAGACGUCAGGAUAAAAGUUGUACGCUUGAAAGAGUUCCGUCCUGUUGUUUCUCGUAAUGGCUGCUCCUGGUAUUGACGGCUGACAUGUUAUGGAAUAUUUUUGUGUUAUUUUUUACUCAGUUAUCAAUAAGCAUUUUUGAAAUACACAUAACG
Messenger RNA from Anopheles cruzii, 842 nucleotides. It is a transcript of the gene Ufc1, whose product is annotated as ubiquitin-fold modifier-conjugating enzyme 1. Gene Ontology annotation, biological process: protein K69-linked ufmylation. NCBI's taxonomy places the organism in Eukaryota, Metazoa, Arthropoda, Insecta, Diptera, Culicidae. The transcript is spliced from 4 exons. The coding region runs from base 194 to 703 and encodes 169 amino acids. Gene Ontology annotation, cellular component: cytoplasm. Gene Ontology annotation, molecular function: UFM1 conjugating enzyme activity. The record is from RefSeq and is a predicted model, not a curated record.